UCCUCUGCUCCUUCCCAUGGAUUACCUCGUGCGCACUGCGGACCUUGACGACUUGGAUGCCAUCAACACGCUCAUCCACUCGCCCACCGUCAAGUGGUUCGGCAAUAUUCGCCCCAAGUAUGCGGACAAGACGAAGCUCUUCAAGUGCUAUCAAACCUAUCGCAUGGUGGUGGUCCAUGGACCCACAGCUGCGAGGAUUGCCUAUGCGGAGUUCCGCAACUAUCCCUCGAUCGAUGCGCUGCCCAGCGACUGCUGGCCCGAGUGGCUGUCCGUCAGAUAUUGUCUCCCCAUGCCUCUCAGCCUCCUCAACACAAUGUUCCUCAAUUUUUGUGUCUACAAAAGCGAGAAUGGCGACGCCGUGGCCAGCAUCUUGAGGGAUAUUUUGUACAGAGAAAGUCGCGUGUGGUACAUCCUUACAGUGAAGAGUCCGAAGAUACCACAGCCCACGUACUAUGCGGAGACAUUCGCUGAUCUGGAGCAGUAUGCGGACCUCUACUAUCCCAGAGAGUUCUCCAUCGAGAACAACUUCAAUACGCAGGCGCUGUACGUCGUCUAUCGGUUCAAGCUGCUGCCAAAGAUCACCUAUCGCAGGGCACUUCCCGAGGACAACGACGACAUUGUGGCCAUCCACGAGUACGAAUAUCCCGAGCUGCGCGCGGAGCUGGGCGACUUCUACAUUGCCGAGGAGAUCCUGCGCACGGACAGUGGCAGGGAGAAGAGUUUCCUCAUCGUCGCAGAGACGGAGAACGAGUGCCAGCAGACCGAAACGGCAGUCUUCCUUUGGCUGUCCACGGACAUAGACAUUCGCUUCUAUGUGACGAACUACGAGCUGGAAUCGCUGGGCAACCUGGUCAAAGCGGUCGAGGAGGGUCAGUCGAUUCAUGUGGAGACGUUCAACGUGUCCUCUGUGCAGCCCAAGAGCGCCGCCUGCCUGUUCACCUCCGACGCGCUGGACGAUCUGGAUGCGAUGACCAUUCUGGGCGGUCUGCAAAGGAACGACAGCAGCCUGAGCGUUUACAGCGCGGGAAAGGCAAAUGUCAGCUCCAUUCAGGGCGUCAUCAUCGAGGCGCAUGUCUCGACCUGCUCGAACAAGUUCUUCAUGCGGGAGAGCCUCUACUCGAAGCUGAAGUACAUCAUUGACAAGCUGGACAGCCCCGAGUACUACAUCAGCAAGGAGCCAAAGUCCAUCAAUGUCUUGUAUGCCGCGGGGCCACACCCACGUGGCAGCCCCUUGGGCCUCGAUGCAGCUGCAAAUGUCUUUGUCCUCAAGUACAUUGGAGCGCGGGAGGACUUUCCGCUGGAGCGGCUCUUCAACAGCGUCGUGGCCAUGUUCUGCGCCUUUCCCGAUCGCGAUUACUGCAUGAUGCUGAUCUCGAAGGAAACAAGGUCCAUACGCAGCCACGUGGAGGUGUUGAAGUACUUUAUGCCCGUGGCCUCCCGACCCAGUGAGGUGGCCAAUCCGGAGGAGGUUUACAUCACUCAUCGCAGCACAGUGUUCGGCGAGAUAAGCUUGUACGAGUUGCAAGCGGAGGAUGUGGCUGUGAUCCGCUCCCUGGCCAUUGGCAACAGCGAAAGCCUCUCCAGUGGCAGCUCCAGCUCCAGCUCCCUUGUCAGCAGCUUCUCGUACACCUCGAAGAUCAACAAGGCCGCCGACUUGGAGCACGAAGUCGAAGUGAUCAACGCCAUCAUGAAGGAUGUGCUGGAGAACGAGCUGACAGAGUUCGCGGUGUACACAAUUCGCUGUGGCAACUCCGCGAAGGCCGCCAGGGAGAACACGGCCAUUGGGUUUGUGGUGCUGCGGGAGUUCAGGCACCAUCAUCACCUGCAUUUCCACUACCAUCUGCCACGGCAUCAGAAUCACUUGAGUUCGCUGCGUGCGGAGAUCAUUUCCAUGCGGCUGCAUCCGCUCUUUCUCAUCAGCAGCGACCUGAUCUUCCGGGAUCUGUGCAUGAAGACGAGAUAUCAGGACUAUUAUUUCAUAUCCUCGGCGAAUGGCCCCCAAUUCACGAAUGAUCUAAAGAAAAUGAUGACUGUCGUUGAGCCGAAUCCCAUGAAGAAGAGUCCCGUCGCCUUCAGUGCGCCCAAGGAAGAGGACAUUACGCGGCAGUGCGUCCAGCUGCCGGAGUAUAACUUCUACGAGGAUCACCUGAUCAUCUAUCGCCACAAGCUGAAUCCCACCAAGUGGUUCGGCAACAGCGAACGGCUCGUCGUUGUUGGGUUCACGGAUGUCUGCAAAGCCUUUCUGCGGCAGUUGGUCUUUCAGUGGAACAGCAAGGACCACAAGAACUCGGAGACCUACACCUGCCUGCCCCGUGUCCAAGUGACCGUCAUCACGCUGCCGGGCGUCGUGGAGGCCGAGUACGAUGGCAUGUUCCGGUGUCCCUACUGCGGCAACUCGCCCAUGUGCUACCUGUGCUUCGAGAAUGUCUCCUGCUACGUGCGGGAUGUCACCCGCCGCAUGGACCUGCGCCACUGGGUGCACUUUGUGCCGGGCAGAGUGGAUUUUGUGGACAGAGAGAAGAAGUUCGUGAAGCUGGAGAACAGCUGCGAGAUCCACUACGACACUUUGCUGCUGGCCUGCCACAAGGAUUUCGAGCUGAGAAACCCCAACCCGAGCCCCGCGACGCCCAGGAAGCGGCCCUGCAACUUUGUGGAGAUCAAUUCGAGGCUGAAGAAGUUCUCGCUGUUCUACAAGCUGCGCGCAAUGCUCGAGGAGAUGCCUCGCACCUACCUGAUCCUCGUCUACGGUGCCAACCUGCAGACCUACGAGUGCAUCGCAUUCCUCAUCGGCCACGGGGCGGACCCUUCGCGGAUUGUGCUGGUGCAGCCGCGACGCGUCUCCGGCAUCGAUGCGGAGGAGAAGCUGAAGAAUCCCUACUGGGACCAGAAUCUGCAGUACAUCCUCGAUGACAUCAUCGCGGAUGCUGGCGUCAAGCUUGUGGAGAAUCACGACUUUGUGCGGUGGGUGGAGGCGGAGGCCACGCAGUUCAUCAUGGAGGUGGUCUUCGAGCACUUUCCCAGCGGGCGGCAGACCUCCUUCGACUGCGAUCUCUUCAUAUCCUUCGACGAGGGCCACAUGGAGCCGAGUGUUAAGAAGUGGCUCAAGCGUUGUGGCAUUGAAAUGCGCAAGAACGAAAUCCUCGUGGAUGAGCAGUUCCAGACGAAUGAUCCGAGCAUCUAUGCCGUGGGCAAGUUCAUACGCAUGACGGGCGCCCCGAACUACCAGUACAAAUACACCAGCGAGCGGGAGCUGGGCCGCAAGCUCAUGCACAUCCUGCAGCUGACUCCCAGGCAGCCAGACUUCGAGCACAAGUACUCGGAGCCGCUGUUCUUCCAGGCGAUGCUGCCGCUUGGUUAUGUCAUCACAAAGGUGACCAUGCCACGGCGCUACCUCGCCUCCCAGCUGCCACCGGAGUACACCUGCAACCUGACCACCUACAGGAGCAACACCUUCUGCCGCGUGGCCCUGGCACCCAACAUGCAGGUGGAUGAGAUUGUUGUGGUCACCAAGAAGGUCUCCCAGCUGGACUAUCUGGAACACUUUUGCGGCAGGCACGAGCUGCUGCUGAACAACCUGAAGGCGCGCUACGCUGCCAAGACCAUCAGCUGCUUUCUGUUGUACUUCCAGCAGCCCUGGACGGAGCUGCUGAUGCACGAGCACUUCCAGGAGCUGCAGGAGCAGAACCACGAGCUGCUCAAGCCCAUGGUGACAUCGAAUUUGAAUUACGCCAAUCGAAGUCCCUUUAUGGAUGUGGCCGUGCACGACUUUAUCAAGCUGAACAAACGCUACUUGGAGCAGCAGUUGCUCAACUUCUUGAGAGAACAUCGCAGGGAUUUUCGCUAUCCAUUCGCACUGCCCGAGGAUUAUCUGAGCAGCGGCUUGUCAGCGUGGGACAGCGACACGGAGACAGAGUUCGAGGCUGUGGCGAAGAAUAUGUAG
Molecule: messenger RNA, 3940 nt
Organism: Drosophila subobscura
Lineage: Eukaryota; Metazoa; Arthropoda; Insecta; Diptera; Drosophilidae
Product: cilia- and flagella-associated protein 61
Exons: 15
Coding region: 17-3940 (1307 amino acids)
Molecular function (GO): oxidoreductase activity
Source: RefSeq, a predicted model, not a curated record